CCGCCACUCAAGCCUAUGGGAUGUUACUUCUUGGGACGGCCGGCACAAAAGAUUUUUCAGCGGAAAUCGUCUAUAAUCCACCACGGCAAGCGCGUUAUACUAUUUAUGGGCAAAGAUUAAAAAGACGCGGGGUACUUGUUGAAUCUACAUACUACUUUUCGACUUCACAAUCGGUUAUUGGUACCAUAAGCGUCGAGUAUAGAAAUGGUACUAAGACCACUUACACUAACCCUAGGCCAGGGUCCCUUUUCGAGCUAAAAUUUUUAGCGAAGCUGGAUGCCACCGUGGAGACUGACCUUUACGCUAUUAAAUAUACCGGUUUUGAGUAUUUUCGGGUGUUGGCUUUACAACAGUACCAGGCUGACCAUGUGAUACUAACCCCUUUACACAGAGACAUUUCAGAAGUCGAUUUAACCAUCACCGGCCCUAAAGAGGCCUUUGACAAUCUCACACUAAAUGGAGAUCCAUUGGCUGUGCCAGAUAUGGCUCCAAUACAUGUGGCUGACAAAAUAUAUACUGGGAAUGUAAGAAUCAGCGCCGAACCGGCGAAGAUUACUUCAACAAAGAAUAUAUCUAUUUUUAUACACGGCGGAGACACGGCAAAAUUGUAUUAUGGAUUUCCUAACUUUGGACCGCCAGGACUAUUAGAUCCUGUACUCUACGACGUCAAUGUUCGGGAGCCCGCAGAGGAAACUACAACAUCAACACCGACAACACCACCAGAAAAUACAACAGAAGCUCCACCAGCUCCACCAACGACAGAACCAACCAAGGCAGCCAAAGUCAUAUCUAAUGUCGCAACUACUGCAAAGGCAUUUAGUGUCAGCUACGAUCCAUUUAACAUCAUUUGCAGCCCUGACUUCUACGGGAAAGACUGCUCCGAGCCGUGCUCGUGCAAUAGGAUGUGUCGAAUGGACGGCUCGUGCUCGAACCUCAAGUGCAGAAUGGGAACGUACGGAGAGGAUUGCAAGACGGAGGACGUGACGCUACUCGCCGUUGAAGUCACACCUCCCGCUCUCUUUGACGGAAACAAGGACACCAGUACUACCCUGAAGGAUGUAAAAGUGGGCGUAAAUUUUAAAGACCCUACACCGACCAACUCUUUUUCCAUUGUUUUCGAACCAGGGUCUGAUUUAAGUAAAAUUUCAAAAGAAGCAUUUAACAUACAAAUAUGGGACGAGGCGUCACAAUCAAUGGUACCUAUGGCUGAGGAUUACACUGUGGUGAUUGGGGAUGAUAAUACGGCGACAGUUCAUUGGAGAGGCCGAGGGUUGUACAGAAGAUGGAAAUCUUGGUCGACACGGAACAAAAGGCGUCUUCGUUUCACGUGAGCGGAGGCGUACAAGUGGAAUCUGUGCCAGCAGAAGAGGGAGCUCUCAACCAAGCGGACUCCAAAACCCCUUUGUUCUCCCUCCAAGUUGGUGAUCCCACCCCCUUCCCUCAACUUGCCAAGGACCUCACGGACGGUGAUCGAUUUUCUUCCUGCGUCGAAACUGACGAAGCGAGCGACCUGCAUAUGACUUUUGGAGUCUAUACCUUCCUUCAGCGCAUCAUGAUUUUUACACCGGGCAGCGGCAAAGAGUGGAAAGCUGAAGUGGUGUGCUACGAUUUGGCCGAUGCGGAAGUUAUGAGGACCGAGGUUUCCGGCGGUAAGGAAAGAAUUUACCCUGUCAACGUGAAUAUGAACGUGCUCAAAGUCAAGAUCAAAAUACUGUCCGGAAUUCUCAGCAUGUGUGAAAUCCAAGCAU
Molecule: messenger RNA, 1748 nt
Organism: Physella acuta
Lineage: Eukaryota; Metazoa; Mollusca; Gastropoda; Physidae
Source: RefSeq, a predicted model, not a curated record